Messenger RNA from Daphnia carinata, 838 nucleotides. RefSeq lists its product as uncharacterized. The record is from RefSeq and is a predicted model, not a curated record. NCBI's taxonomy places the organism in Eukaryota, Metazoa, Arthropoda, Branchiopoda, Diplostraca, Daphniidae. The transcript is spliced from 3 exons. The coding region runs from base 97 to 543 and encodes 148 amino acids.
UUACUCAGUUAGGUUCACGUGGCGAGAGGGUGUUUCCCCAUUUUUUUUUUUCUUUCUCAUACCUUUUUUCGAACUGACAGAGUUUUUAAAAAAAUAAUGGCCUACCUUACUAAAGCCCAACAGCAUGACAAUCACGACCAGUUGGAAAUCGACAUUGAAAAUGCUUUUUCCAACAUCAGUAUUGUUCCGAAUUAUCCUUUACUCAAGAAAUUUUCCUUACCAAAUAUGCCGACAAGCUACGAAACCGUUGGUAUUCUGGACGGAGAAAUCAGAAAGAUUGAAAAUAGUGCUAGACAACAUAUCGAGUAUCACUUUUGUCUACGUAAUCACACAUAUUGGAACUGGAACGACGAAAUUUUACCCGACAUGUUGAAAUGUGUUUUCUACACUACCUGCGAAAAUUUUGCCGCCAUUUUACCUAAGGAAACGAACAUCUGGGUGUGUGGCUAUUUCUCGCCCUCUGGAUUGUUCAUAAUUUGCCGAGAAGUUCGUCUAGCCAGUGAUAGUGAUAUUGCUGCACUGUCACACUAUGGAAUUCCGUGAAAAAUUACGUACUAGUAGUAGGAAUUGCUGGACUGCCCAAGAUUGUGUGGAACAGAAUGGGAAGUGUUUUCUAUUUUAUGUUAACUUUGUUUUAAUUGUUUUCAAAAUUGUUCACACUGAUUUAUUAAUUAGUAUAAAAGUUGUGAACUAUUUCCAGUCUGUUUUUCAUGAUAAUCUUGCUAGUCAACAGGAUUACUCGAAGAAAGAAAAGGCUACCAUUCAUUUGUAUAGUGCUAUUCAGAUGCUAUCAAAGUCAUGCCAAGUUGUGUGUGAUAUAAAAGUGGCUUCAUAUCUC